Molecule: messenger RNA, 867 nt
Organism: Bipolaris oryzae ATCC 44560
Lineage: Eukaryota; Fungi; Ascomycota; Dothideomycetes; Pleosporales; Pleosporaceae
Exons: 1
Coding region: 1-867 (288 amino acids)
Source: RefSeq, a predicted model, not a curated record
AUGCCUACGGACCUACCAAUAAACAACAGUCUUCGCAUUGAAUCACGGCUAAAGAAUAAAGCACUACGGAUCUUCACGCUGACAGUCGUCAACCUGGCAGUACAGAAGUAUGCGAGCAAGCUCUUUACCCGCUCUAAUAGCGUUAUAUUCUUCCUCAACUUCUGUAUCAAACUCGGGAGCUCUGUCACUCUAUCAGAAGCACACACUAUGCGAUUUAUCGCAAGACAUACCUCUAUUCCUGUACCACAAGUUUACUGUGCCUUCACACACCAUGGCAAAACUUAUAUACUUAUGGAAAGAAUCCGCGGCGAGACUGUAGCGAGCAGGUGGCGUUCGCUUUCGGACAUGUCAAAGUCGUUGGUAUUCAACCAGCUUCAACAGAUGAUACACGAACUUCGAUCUGUACCCAGUCAGACCAAUGGCGUCUCUAGUAUAGACGGCGGCCCUAUCCACGAUAUUCGACUUCAACCAUCUUCCUGGGGACCUUUUCGUACUAUCUCCGAUUUUCACUUGUCACUUAGGAACAGCAUAACUCUCGAGUCUCUUGAGGUACCAAACUCAUUGAGUAGUGUUACUAUCUUGGAGCUGAAACGACUUAUCACCUUUCAUGAGUCAGUGCAACGUGCACCAGUCCUCACACAUGGUGAUCUUAGCAGCCUUAAUAUCCUUAUCCGCGACAACAAGGUAGUUGGCAUCAUUGAUUGGGAUACUGCCGGGUGGCUACCCUACUAUUGGGAGUUCACAAUGGCAUGGCACGCUAAUCCCCAAAAUUAUUUCUGGCAGGACGAAGUCGGAAACUUCUUAGAUGUGCAGGAGGAGGAACUGAAUAUGGAGAAAAUACGGCGUAAAUACUUUGGUGAAGUCUAA